Messenger RNA from Sebastes umbrosus (honeycomb rockfish), 1942 nucleotides. Its product is annotated as probable serine carboxypeptidase CPVL. The transcript is spliced from 13 exons. NCBI's taxonomy places the organism in Eukaryota, Metazoa, Chordata, Actinopteri, Perciformes, Sebastidae. The coding region runs from base 82 to 1521 and encodes 479 amino acids. The record is from RefSeq and is a predicted model, not a curated record. Gene Ontology annotation, biological process: proteolysis. Gene Ontology annotation, molecular function: serine-type carboxypeptidase activity.
ACACAGCUGACAGACUUCAUAAGACGUCUCUCUGACUAAAGGCUGGACUUUAUUCUGUUUGCAAUAGAAACAACAGUGAACAUGAGGCUGUGGAGGGAAACUCUGGGUUUCCUCUUUCUGGUGGACUGUCUGGACUCUGCUCUCUCAUCACGGAGCUGCUCGUCCUUCUUCUGCCGAAAAUCUCACUCUGUCAGCGGCCUGAAUGGAGUCGACCCCGGGUCUCCUCUCUUCCUCACUCCAUACCUGGAGAAGGGAGCCAUAGAUGAAGCCAAGAAACUGAGUCUGGUAGGAGAUCUGCCAGGUGCAAACGUCAAGAGUCAUGCCGGGUACCUCACUGUCAACAAGAAAUACAACAGUAACCUCUUCUUUUGGUUCUUCCCUGCACUGAUGGCAAAUCAAGAUAAAGCUCCGGUGCUGCUCUGGCUGCAAGGCGGGCCCGGUGGAACCUCCAUGUUCGGUCUCUUUGUGGAACAUGGACCGUAUGUGGUGUUUAAGAACUUGACUGUUGGUAUGAGGGAUUACGCUUGGACAUUGAGAUAUUCAGUUUUGUACAUCGACAAUCCGGUUGGAACGGGUUUCAGCUUCACUGAUGAGGACGCAGGUUUUGCUCAGAACCAGGAUGAUGUCGGCAGAGAUCUGUACAGUGCUUUAACACAGUUCUUCCAGAUCUUUCCUGAGUAUCAGUCCAAUGAGUUCUAUGCAACCGGGGAGUCUUACGCAGGGAAGUAUGUUCCUGCCAUUUCUUACUACAUUCAUAAAAACAACCCCACUGCCAAGGUGAAGAUUAACUUCAUGGGGAUGGCUAUCGGUGACGGGCUCUGUGAUCCAGAACUGAUGCUGGGUGGUUAUGCUGAGUUCAUGUACCAAACAGGUAUGAUAGAUGAACUCCAGAAACAGUACGUCGUCGAGCAGACGGACUUUGGGAUUAAACUCAUCCAGCAGGAGAAGUGGCUGGAGGCUUUUCAGGUUUUUGAUAGCUUGGUGAUUGGUGAUAUUGAACCAUAUCCCUCCUUCCUUCAAAAUGCUACCGGCUGCACCAACUACUACAACUACAUGACAUGUCACGAGCCUGAAGACCAGGAGUACUUCUCCUCGUUUGUGACUCUGCCAGCUGUGCGGCGUGCCAUCCAUGUGGGGAACCUGAUGUUCCACGACGGCUCGGAGGUGAAGAAGUACCUUCUGCAGGAUCUCAUGAAGAGCAUCAAACCGUGGCUGGGGGUGCUGAUGGACAACUAUAGGGUGUUAAUCUACAAUGGUCAACUGGAUGUAAUCAUUGCAGCCCCACUGACUGAGAGGUUCCUGCCUACCGUCAACUGGACCGGGGCGGCUGAGUACAAAACAGCCCCUCGCUUCCACUGGAAGCUUCAGCCCAGCGACACCGAGGUGGCAGGUUAUGUGAGACAAGUUGGAGAGUUUUACCAGGUCAUCAUCCGAGGAGGAGGACACAUUCUGCCUUACGACCAACCGGCGAGGUCCUUUGACAUGAUUGACAGAUUCCUCUCAACAAAGGGAUUUAUAUGAUGUGUUUUUGGUGCUGAAACACAUAAGCACAACCACUUUAAAAAGCAUAUUUUUGAUUAAUGACUGUUGAUUGUCUCAGCCAAAUCAGCACCUUGUGGAUUUUUUUCCCCCCCAGUAUUUUAGCAGAGGUGACAUUUGGUGUGGGACGUUGGACUGCGAAUGAAAUAAGUUUCUCAUAGCCUGGAUCCAGACAUUUGAAUCAUCAAAUAGUGAAAAUAAGUGUUAAUGACUGCCAAUUCAGUCUGAUUAUCAAACCUGAGUUCUGUGAAAACUAUUUCACGUUUAUUUCUGUUUGAUUGUAUGAGGAAAAUAGUCUUUGUUGCAUUCAAUCAGAACAUGCUUGAUGAUGAAAUAUAAAGAAAACACCUUGAAACCAGAGAUGAAUUGUCUUGAAAUAAAAUGUUUUUUGUUUUUUUCUAAA